Messenger RNA from Jaculus jaculus (lesser Egyptian jerboa), 1382 nucleotides. RefSeq names its product osteoglycin (gene Ogn). The record is from RefSeq and is a predicted model, not a curated record. Gene Ontology annotation, molecular function: protein binding. The transcript has 7 exons. Bases 133 to 1155 code for a protein of 340 amino acids. NCBI's taxonomy places the organism in Eukaryota, Metazoa, Chordata, Mammalia, Rodentia, Dipodidae.
CUAGAGAAGGAAUGUUGGCAAGGAUCUCCACCACAUGAAAUCCUCUCUCAAAGCUGUUGGGGCCUGAAACUUUAUUCAGCAGUUUGAAAUCAAUCUACAAUCUCUGCUCAUUCACCCUCCCACUUGGGGCUAAUGCACAGGCAUGAACACCUACUGAGGAAAACCACAAAAACCUUCAAAACAGCUCUGACGGGAAAAGAGAGUUUUAGCCCAGCCAGGAGGCCCCUAGUUUAUUACCUUCCAUUCACCUUGAAUGCUGCUGAAAUGAAGACUGUACAUUCUACCCUUCUCCUAUUACUGUUCGUGCCUCUGGCAGAGCCAGCACCACCACCUCAGCUGGACACGCACAGUAACUAUGAGUAUGCAACAGAUAACUAUGAAGAAACCAAGUUUAGCCAAGACUAUGAAGAUGAAUACCUGGAUGGAAAAACUCCUGAGGAAAAAGAAACUCUAACACCUGAUGAAAAAAGUCUUCAGUUACAAAAGGAUGAGAGUGUAACAUUACCCCCAAAGAAGGAAACUGAUGAAAUGCCAACGUGCCUGCUGUGCGUUUGCUUAAGUGGCUCCGUGUACUGUGAGGAAGUUGACAUUGACGCGGUGCCGCCCCUGCCCAAGGAAUCAGCCUAUCUGUAUGCACGAUUCAACAAGAUUAAAAAGUUGACAGCCAAAGAUUUUGCAGACAUGCCUAACUUAAGAAGACUCGAUUUUACGGGAAAUUUAAUAGAAGACAUAGAAGAUAAUACUUUCUCACAACUUCCCCUGUUAGAAGAACUUUCACUUGCUGAAAAUCAAUUACUGAGACUUCCAGUUCUUCCUCCAAAGCUCACCUUAUUCAAUGCAAAGCACAAUAAAAUCAAGAGUAAAGGAAUAAAAGCAAAUACAUUCAAAAAACUGAAUAAACUCUCCUUCCUGUAUUUGGACCAUAACGACCUGGAAUCUGUGCCUCCUAAUUUGCCAGAAAGUCUACGUGUAAUUCAUCUUCAGUUUAACAGCAUAACUUCAAUUACAGAUGAUACCUUCUGCAAGGCUAAUGACACUCGCUACAUUCGGGAUCGGGUUGAAGAGAUUCGCCUGGAGGGCAAUCCGAUCAUCCUGGGAAAGCAUCCAAACAGCUUUAUUUGCUUAAAAAGAUUACCUGUCGGGUCCUACAUUUAAACCACUAUCAAUUCAAUUUAUAAGCUAAGCAAACAUAAUAAUGUCUAAAGGAACAUAAAUAAUGGCUUGAUAGUAACAUUUUAUCUCAUUAGGAAGGAAUUUUAUGUUUAAAUCAAGAAUGCCAAAAAUUCUUAUAUGUAAUAAGCAAAACAUCAGAUUAAAUCUCUUAAGCUCAACACAAAAUAAUGUGAAAAUAUUUAAACAUUAAAAGCUUCUAGUUUACACUA